UUAUUCUUCUUUCUCUCAAGAAAUCGUCAUGCGUUAUCUUUCCAAUUUGCUGUGCCUAACUCUGACGUUUAUCGUUUGCUUUGGCGCCGAGCGCGAUGCAGAUGAAGAAGCUUAUGUACUGAUGAAUCUUCUGAAACAAUCUAUUGAUAUGGACCAAACUGAAGCUCUUCCAGGAUUUGUAUCGAGGGAUUUCACAUAUGAUACUUGCAAGGGAAUUUGGAAUAGAGAUAAAUAUAUGGAGUAUCUGAAAGUCUUUUCAUCUCGACCAGACGGUGGUAUGCAACCAAUGUCCACUGAUUGGAAGGUUACAAAUGCACAUUUCAACGACAAUACUCUUUAUUUCAAUAUUCACAACUACAAUCAACACUUAGCAAUCUAUCCUGAUUUGGAAUUUGAAGCUAAAAAAAUCGGUAAAGACGAACGUUACAUUUUGACAAGAGGAAAAAUUAGCAAAUGUGGGACGUUGGAAAAAGAAUAUUAACUUUUAGAUAUAAUAAAUCGAAAUUGAAAUG
Caenorhabditis elegans is the source of this 512-nucleotide messenger RNA. RefSeq lists its product as uncharacterized. The transcript has 4 exons. The record is from RefSeq and is marked reviewed. Bases 29 to 481 code for a protein of 150 amino acids. NCBI's taxonomy places the organism in Eukaryota, Metazoa, Nematoda, Chromadorea, Rhabditida, Rhabditidae.